Messenger RNA from Symsagittifera roscoffensis, 1814 nucleotides. Its product is annotated as RNA polymerase II-associated factor 1 homolog. Gene Ontology annotation, molecular function: chromatin binding; RNA polymerase II complex binding. Lineage: Eukaryota; Metazoa; Xenacoelomorpha; Acoela; Convolutidae. The transcript has 13 exons. Bases 17 to 1615 code for a protein of 532 amino acids. The record is from RefSeq and is a predicted model, not a curated record. Gene Ontology annotation, cellular component: Cdc73/Paf1 complex. Gene Ontology annotation, biological process: transcription elongation by RNA polymerase II.
AAAUAGGUUUUUCAAUAUGCCUCCAACAGUGCAAGAUACCAACCGUCCUGAUAGAAGAAGUCAUGCUGGAAAUGAGAAGCGUUCGGGGUCAGAGUUGUAUAGCUGCCGCGUCAAAUACAACAAUGCUUUACCAGAUAUUCCAUUUGAUCCAAAAUUUAUUGCCUAUCCUUUUGACAUGAACAGGUAUGUGCAGUACAAACCAACAUCACUGGAAAAGAGUUUCAAGAGUGAACUGUUGACAGAAGUUGAUCUGGGAAUACCAAUUGAGCUAAUAGACAGUCGGGCUUACCGACUUAAUCCCAACGACCAAUUAGACCCGGCCGAUGAGCGUCUUCUGGAAGAGGAGAGUGCGGUGGCCCAGAACUCGAAGCGAUCCAAGCAACAUGCCAGAAAUAUCUCUUGGUUGCGAAGAACUGAAUACAUAUCAUCGGAGCUCGGAAGAUACGGUCUCAGCAGCGACAAGGCAGAAAUUAAAAUCGGAGCUCAGAUCAAAAAGUUGAUGAAGGAGGAAGACCUCUAUCGGGACCGAGAGAGCCAAAUCAAAGCAAUAGAAAAGACGUUUGAAGACAGCAAACUUCCAAUUGAGAAGCAUCAUUCGAAACAAGGAGUGUACAAAGUAGACGAACAUCCAGUGUAUCCAGAUUUUAAGCUCUGGGCACACCCAUACGCGCAAGUCAUUUUCGACGCAGAUCCUGCUCCAAAAGACAGACCAGUGGAAGAGCAGAUAAGUGACAUGUCUCAAGCCAUGAUCAGGGGUAUGAUGGAUGAGAGUGGAGACCAGUUCGUGGCCUACUUCCUGCCGACGGAGGAGACGAGACGCAAGCGGAAGAUGGACGCAGAACAGGGCAUCGAGUUCCACCCAGAACAAGAGUACCACUACAAACUGACCCGAGAGUAUGGCUGGACGGUGAAGAACAAGGCCUCCAAGGGAUACGAAGAGACAUACUUCUUCAUCUUCAGACCUGAGGACAACGGAGUGUUCUACAAUGAGCUGGAGACCAGAGUCAGACUGAACAAGAGACGCAAGCUAGGACCACAGGGACAAAAUCUCUCACAGCUCACAAACUCGAUCCUGACUGUGACUCACCGGGACUUCGCGGUAGACGAGAAGAAUGCACAGAACAUCAGGAUGACGCAGCUGGAACCAGCUUUGGCGGAGGACGACGAAGAAGAAGAUGAAGAAGAGGAAGAGGAAGUGAAUGGGGAAAACGAGGGGGAAGCAGAGGUCGAGGGGGAGGAGAAUGAAGAGGAAGAAGGGGAGAAAAAGGAGUCUGGUUCUGAAAGCGAAUCGGAAGGAAAGACGCCUAUAAAAACUGAAGCGGCGGAGACGAACGGUGACAAUGCAGAUGAAGUGAACGAUAACAUAGAGGCUGAAAACUCAGAUGGUGAGGAUGACCAAAGUGCUGAAAAAGACCAACAAAAUGAAGUAACCCAAGACAACAAUGAUUCACUUGUCCCAAAUGGAAAACCAGAGAACGAUGAGUCAGAAGCGGGUGAGAGUGGAGUGAAAAAAGAAGGCCACUCUAGUAGCGAAGAGGAGGAGGAGGAAGAAGAAGAAGAUGAUUCGAGCGAAGAUGAAGAGGUUCAAGAGAAACAAGACGAUGAAGACGAGUAGCAGCUAUUAUACGCGCAGAUCAUAAUAGCGGAAGACGAGAAUCGGCCGAAUGGCGUUUGGUGGAAAAUCGCAGGUCGUACCUUGGUUGUGUGAAAGCUGCACCGCACCGCGGGAAACUGUCUUCAGAAACUGUAACUUGGAUUAGAUUAAACUCUUUCUAUUAAGAAUGUCUGUUGAAUAUUCAACUUUUAAAAUUUUA